This is a messenger RNA of Toxoplasma gondii ME49, 5116 nucleotides long. RefSeq lists its product as hypothetical. Bases 518 to 4660 code for a protein of 1380 amino acids. Lineage: Eukaryota; Apicomplexa; Conoidasida; Eucoccidiorida; Sarcocystidae. The record is from RefSeq and is a predicted model, not a curated record. The transcript has a single exon.
CAAGCUUUAAGUUUCUAACUGAGGCGAAACCAGAGUUUAUCGUAAACGAGGUUGGCAAAAGUUCCCAGAGCAGCACUGGCUCCACGCACGGUCGGCCACACUCGCCCUUGCAAAGAAUUGCCAUCAAAUGACUACAAUAUCCUACAGUAGCAGAUGGCACUGCGAGCGUUAGAUACUCCAUGAAUAGCCGGCAGCCAACGAAAACUGCAUGUUUUUACUUCCAUUAGCAACGUUCGAUGUAUGCCAGCUCCUGUACGUAUGAACUGCCGUUGCAGACUGAUUGAUUUGUUGCUGUACCUCACCAGGACCCCUCUGGCGCUUGCGGUUGUUUCAGUCUCGACAUGUGGACGAGGAUCAAAAGAACGGUUUUGGUGAAUUAUUUUCAACUGCUCGGGCAGCAAAACAGUCGGAGUGUCAAGCAGGUACAGGGUUGAGGCGACAAGGCUCUGCUGCUCCAUUAACAAAUUCACAGUUCAAUUACCGCACCAAGAUCCUGGGCAUCUUCCACCACUCCGUUAUGGAUGGCCUCAGUAGACAGAAUUUUUGGAACGAACUUUCGUGCUGCCUCCUUCUCUUGCAAAACAUCGAGAGAUAUAAUUCGUAUAUGCAUGAUCUCUGCCGGGCCGCAGCAGGGCUUCCGUCCUUACCUCAUUUGCCUGUCGGGCCGCAUGGACUGGGAAAUCGGUCGUCAACUUCCCUGUUAAGCGAAAAUGACACGCGGACCUUAACCGUGGUUUCAGCGACACUAUGUGGGGAAGGAACAGGGCCAGCACCGUCGCCGUGUCCGACUGCACCUGAGCAGUUACCCGGCGUUACCUUUGAUCGCUCAACGCAACGCCUUGAAGAAACGUGUCAUGAGACCAGGCACCCACAAAAAGCACGAAGCUCCGGAAAAGUACCCCUUCCGUGUACACGACUGCCAGAUGCACUUUCAUCAUCUACUCUACUGCCAAUACCUCUACAGAUGCUCAAGAUUGUCCUCAUAGCGCCUCGGUUGCUCGCGUGGGGAUACCUAUGGGAACGGCGACUUCUACGGAGAAUACGGAACCCUUUACCCGUUUAUUAUCCUCCAGAUCACUUUGGAACAGAAGCCAUCCUCUGCAGGGCAGAUCGGAUGCCUGACACAGGUGUUAAAGUUGUUAGCCAUAAGCCGAAAACAACCGCAACACCAGGGGACGCGCCCAGAACAUAUCAGCCUUUCACGUCGGUCAUUCCAAUUCUUGUAGAUAGGGAAAUGACAACAAAGUUGGUGCAGAUAUGUAAAAGGAAGAAGGCAGGCCUUCAUGGUUUGAUUAUUAGUACGGCAUCCGUUGCCAUUUCAGAGUUGAUGUGGAAUAGAAAAACGGUUUUAAAGGAGAUUGAUAGUAUGCUCGAAAAAAAGCAAUACAUGAGGAAGGCGACAGAGACAUCGGCACAAACACAUCAUGAUGGCCAUGACUGGCUUCCCUUCCAUCCUUUCGAGAGCGCUGGCAGAGUCACAGCGGCAUUCGGGCCUCCUGGCGCGACUAAACAAGGAAGAAAUUGCGGUUUUGGUUCGAACAUGACUUCAGAGAAUGCUGAACCGACCGAGUCCGCCAACCUCUCCAACAAAAUGGAAGAAAACUGUACAGUUUGCCCUACACCAACGGUUUUGUCACCAACAAGACACCGACCAGUUCAAGGUCCUACAAAAAACAAUCGAUUUUCAGACAAUGCGGUACGGGGACGGCUCUCACCUGAGAAUCAGCUUGCGUCCAUCGUGAAGCCUUCGUCGUCGAUUCAUGGUGAAAAUGAAUACACUGUCGAUUCCCGCGGCGUAUCCGUUCACAACUACCAAUCACAGAACACUCAAACGGAUGGGAAACACGUGGACAGAGACCCUACCUUUGCACAAUCCGCUGCUGCACACCGACCCUCACGCUGUAGAAGAGGAUCGGGGAAACAAGACACUGUUUCAUGCGCUAGUAUUAGAGGAAAAAGAAUGUGGGGAACCUGGUCAGCAGCUGGGGCAGCGUGCAAAAGGGCACGAUACGCUUUUGAACAGCUUCAAGCGAUGAUGCGGAGGCCAACAUGCGAACUCAACCCAGACCGUUUAGGAGCGUCGCAUGUUGAAAACCACACCGGACCUGUGUACUUGUAUUCUCUCCAAGCCGUUAGUGGAAGACGCUGGUUCAAGCAUACGAAAAGAGAUGAGUUUGAACCAACAGAAUUUGAGGACCAAAUGCUAUUUCAGAGUUUCCUUCUAGAACAGGCGCAGGCUGUGCUCCCACAGCUCGCGCCAGGUGAUCCGUUUGGAAUAGGACAUGUCGAGGAGAUGGAAACGCGCUCGUGUAACUUCAAAAGGGACACCCCUCUGCUUUUCUGGGGAAAGUGCGACGAGAACCAAAACACACAAGCAAGCAGCCGACGAGUGACACUGCCUAAUUUUCAGCUGUCCCUCUCUCCGUCCGCAAAACCCGGGACCGGGCGUGGCGUUUCGCUGUCUCCGAGACGAGAAAAGCAAGAGUGUAACGCCGAAGAUGACUGCUGUGGGAUUACGGCGUGUACGGCAUUGCCGUCUCCACAGAUGUGCCACGCCGUCAUGAUGGAUACAACCAGCAAUAUGAGGAAACUCCCGCAAGACUGCGGUCAAUCUCCUCUGGUAGGUCAAGUUGGAGCGCAACCACCGUUCGCCACAUCAGUGGCGGAUAUUCUCCCAGAACAGAGGGUGGGCUUCUCUUCCACCACAGAAACUGAGAGUUGUUUUGAGACCAUCAGAAAUAGCUCUGAUGAAACAAGAGUUCCCAGCGACAGUGAAGCGACAGUGUCGCGAAUGCCGACUGGCCAGGAAGAUAAUGUGAGGGAGCGGUGUGAAACCGAAUGUCAGCCGUCUUGCUGCAAAGACACAAUCGAAACUCCCACCGUAGCAUCUACAGCAGCGCAGGAGUUCGUGAGGCCCGAGACUGAUAUCCUCGGUCAGGAAAACUCUCCUGCUUCAGGAGAGGCCACUAGAACCCAAAAAGCGAACAGUACAUUGGACAAGCGAGGGUCGGGCUUCCAAAACGCUACAGACAUUACACGGUUUGGGAUUCCCGCGAGUUUCAGUUUUUGCUCCCGUUGGACAGACCCUGCUCACGGCCAUAACGGCCCAACAAAAAGCAAACAUUCGUCAGCAUUAAGCGGCUCUUCACCAUUGUCCAGAAAUACCUGUAAUGCAAGCGAAAACGGCGGUGGUGCGAUCGGUGAGCCCCGCGAAAGCAAGGGGAAAAUGCCGUCCAUCAGGAACAGUCUUGCCUUAUCACUGGUGAAGAUCCGGAGCUGGAUUGCCAGAAAAAGCCGCGGCGAGAAGCGCAUGGUAACUCCGCAGCCCGGAGAAAGAAGCAGACCCCCAAAGGUUUCCCUUGAGGGGCCUGACACUCAGACUUGCGACAGUCAGGCGUCCACUACUAACAACAAAGAAGCAUCGAAUGUUCAAGUAACUUCGCGAGCAGCGAUGGGUUCGUACGCUUUAGUUAUUCCCAUAAGAAUUAGAGUGCCGCCGAAAAGUGCUGAUCUGAAGGAGGAGCUCUGGGAACUUGCUAUCAAAUCGGCGAAAGACGUCCACGCUAUUGUGAACGCCCAGCGUCCAUUCCAACCCUCUUACGCGCUCGUUCCAUGGCAUUCUAUCACCGUGUACGUUGGCAGCAUUAUAGACAGGCUGCCUCUCCUGAGGAAACUGGGUGGAAUGAAGCCUACGUACCGUCCAUCAGCCUUUCUUAUCAGUAAUGGAGGUAAAUGGGAUGUGACUUCCGUCGACACGUUCAUGCACCAACUUCUUCUGGAAGUGGCGCAUAUGGCCAAACGACAGAGAUCAAUAGCGGUUUAUCGACUGUUACGCCACAAUCAACUAAUGGAAGAACGUACUCGACUAACAGACCGGAAAAAACACGGAAUGCAAGCGGAGCUGGGGGAGUUUGUGGUUCGUAAUCCCAUUUUCCCUGCAGCAAGCAUCUCUGGCAGUCCAAACCGUCACUUACAUCGUCUAAUGCUCUCCAACAGAAUCUCCACCAGCCCGAGUGGGACUCGGCCACCUUCGUUUACGGGAGAAAACAUACCACGAGCAGUAAGCGCGUCGACUCACAUAAAACGGUCGAUUCGGAUCGAAGAGGUAGGGGGUACGAAUCCCUCUUCUCGACUUCUACACCUGAAGAAACUUCCUCGAACACCCACUUCCGCGCGCUAUGGCGCUCCCACUAAGAAAACAACAGCCACUACCGCGACGAUGGCAAAAACAGUCCCCAAGUUCCAUCCUUUCUCUCUUAAAAUAGAAUCAAGCUGGUCCGUCGUCGCUCAGCACAAUGUAGGUCUCAAUUACUUCGCCCACAACAUCGUGACAGUGGACGGCUGCCUGAACUGGACUCUGCAAUACCAUACAAAUAUGGUCAGCCACGAACUAGCCAUGUGCUAUGCGAACCGAAUUGUCGAAAUCCUGGAGAAAGUAUGCAGGAUUGAAGAGCUUAAAGACAACAGUGACUUGGAAGCGAAUGAACCUCACCAGCACAUGACUAAUUUGUCGACAACGAUGCUCCCCGGGCCGCGCUCCUUCAGCCAUGACGCUGAACAUCCAACGACGUUUCACGGCUGUCAGAAGGAGGUGGAGGGGACAAUGAGGCGGCGGCUUACAGAGGUCAGUAAAAAUUCGAACCCGCAUGGCUCCAAGUAGCCAUAACGGUUAUAUAGAUUGCUUUGUGUUUGACUGACCUGCAGCUGGAAAUGGCAGCAAUUCGUCCCGGCAUGUCGGCGACAUAACACUGCCCACGUGAGAUUCUGGAGAAUACGUGACCCAUAUCAAGAUAUGUAGAUCCACUUCUAUUGCAGAAGAGAGUACUCGAUUAAUGCCGAAUCCACAUGGAAAUGCACUGCAAGGAGCCGGCGUGGUGUGAUUGAAUGGUUGGUGAACGACAUGUGGUUCAGUCGAACUUUUGACAGUUUGCAUGUCAUAAGGACUUUCAAUGGACGUAACUUCUAUGCCUCGUUCUACAAUCUGCGUUGUUUAGCGUCACUGGUGAAGUGCUUUUGAGUUAUACAACAAAGUUUUUGCCGUGCUUCGACUUCAAUGAAGUAGAUAAUUGAUCGAUGGAAGAAACAUGUUUAUGAAGUAAGUCACGGUGUACCGAUG